UAUUCUUGUUUGAUGCCCUGUGGCCAUGUGACCUGUAGCUGUGUGGUCCAAAAAAAAUUUGCUGUAGUGCCUUGUCAUACCAAUGCACUAGACGUAAGUGUGGUUUGUGACAGGGAGAUAAGGUACAUGUAUAUUAUUUGCCUUCAAGAGAAAGGAGGACCAGUUUAGCUACCUGCAAAGCAGUUGAGAUGAAAUCAUAAACAAUAGCACAACACGUGAACUCUUGACAAGUAAACAAGUUUGAUGAAACAUGGAAACGGAAAGAAAUAAUGAGAACGACUGUUUGAGCCCAAAGGAACAGAAGGUUGCUGUUAACUUUAUUUGGAGUCAACCAGAUUUUUCCCCAGAAGCAACAGCUGUCGACCUUAUUGUAGGCCACGCUGUUGGUGCUAACAAUGAUAUUUUUGAAAUGUACAUGGAGGGGACAGAAUUGAAGGAAAAUACGCCAAUUUCAGAAUAUAGACUUGACAAAAUGACAGAUUCUUCAAACUGUACCUCAUUUGAUAUCAAAAUUAAUUUACCAAAGAAUUCAUACCAAUUUCUGUUUCGAAUUGAGGAUGUCAACAACUUAAUUUAUUUGGCAGUCAGUGAAAGUUACAAACAAAUACAACUUGUCAGUGGGAGGACAGUAAAUUACUUGGAAGUAGAUGAUAACAAUUGCAGCACAAAGGAAGACAAAGAUGAAUUUAUGGAUGUCAAUGAAUCAGCCCCAUUGGUUGAAGGCGAGAGAAGAAAGAAUGGAAAAAGGGAAAAAGGAACAAGGUGUGGAUGCACACCAGGCAAUUGUUCUGUUCUGUAAUUUCCUAUUUUCAAGUGAAUAGUUGAAGAAACAACACCUAUUUAAUGUUUACAAUGAAGUGCAAUGAUUGGUAGAUGGAAGGUAAAAUGGAUAUGCACUCACCCCAAAAAACUGAUAACUGAAAAACCUUUUUACAUUGCUCUCAUUAUCAGGGUAGCUCUAAGGUAUUUUGCUCCAAGCCUGACUUCACUACCCCUGACUAAAAGUAAUGGGGUCUGGGGCUCCGGUUUACAUCUCACCAGUACAAUAGUAAUAGUUUGAGAGCUAUAGGAACAAAAGGGAUUGCACAAGCCCAUUGAAAGGUUUUUAGAGUUGCACAAGCCCCUUGAGAAAAGUGUAGCUACAGCCUGAUAACCAAUGUCUUAUUUCAGAACAGGUCUUACUCUGUAGCUCUUUCAUGAUGAAUUACAUGAACUGUAAGGCCUAUUUACCAUGACUCAAUGCCUUUAAUUUCUCCAGAUAUUUCUAAGGCUGGAUUUUUCUUAACUGGGCAGUCGCUAGCUAUUGUGCUCAAAAGAAAUGUUCAGGCCCAAUUUGCCCACAAAGUGAGUGAUGCAUCCUUUAUUUGCCAACAGAUCUUAAAAUUGACCAACAAAGGACUGCAAAAAACCCUUUGUGUUUGAAAUUGAAUUUUUUAAGGGGGGUUUUACAACAUUGUUCAAAAUUAUAUUUUACUGUACCUACCUCAACCACAGCUUGUUCUUUGUUCUUAAUUUUUUACCAAUUUUGAGGCUCUUUUUCUUAUGAAAUUUAUCUUGUAAGAAAAGACUAUUCAUGUCAAACUUGAAUGCAGGGUUUUUAUACUGUAUCGUCAUCAGCAUAAUAAUAACUGAUAAAACCAAGGGGCUUAAUUAUAACCAACCCUGUGUCUUAUUACCAAGUUUGAGAACUUUAUUUUUAUUGUGCGAAUAAAGGAGAGGCCACGAUAGAAGGCUGCUCGACGGACUCCGGGGGAAAUCUUGUGGCGAAAGUCAUAAUCGUCAUCAUAAUCGUCAUCAUAAUGAUUAUAAUCCUCAACAUCAAUCACCACCAUCAUCAUCAUCAAUCAUUAUCAUCAUCAAUCAUUAUCAUCAUCAAUUAUCAUCAUCAUCAUCAAUCAUCAUCAUCAUCAUCAUCACCAUCAUCAUCAUCAUCAUCAGUUUCGUCAUCAUCGCCUAUUCAUAAUAUCGAAGUACAUUUCCUCCACAUUCUUCGUACAUUGCAAAAGCCAUGCUAUUUAUUAGUUCAGUGACACUUUAUCUCGAUUUGAAACCUUGAGAUCUUCUCUGUAAUAUAUUCGUGACGUCAUAAGACGACUUGUUCAUGCGGCCUUGCAGAAUCGGGUGAAAAUGGCGGAUUGGGCAGACUACUUCUCACGAUCGCGACCACCAUCGAAUCUUGAGGAGGCCAAAAGAGCAAUAGAAGACUUUGCAUCGAAACAUAGACAGCUGGGCAGGAAUAUUGUGCUGGUGACGAGUGGAGGAACAACAGUUCCAUUGGAAAGUAACACAGUUCGCUUUGUUGAUAAUUUCAGUCAAGGAACAAGAGGUGCUUCCUCUGCCGAAUACUUCUUACAAUAUGGCUAUGCAGUCAUAUUUCUCCAUAGACAAAGGUCACUUGAACCAUUUUGCAGACAUUUUGAAGGCCACAAUGCUUUGGAUAUGCUUGAUGUGCAAUUUGAUCAAAACGGUGCUUGUUCCUUAUCAGUUGAUGAAUCAAGAGCUCCUUGGCUUCAGGAUAUUCUAAGAAAGUACAAGGAGGUACAGGGGUCAUGUCUGUUGCUGCAAAUUGGUUUUCUAACACUGUCAGAUUAUCUAUUUUUAUUGCAAGCUUCUGCCGAGGCAUUGUCACCCAUGGGCUCACAUGCAAUGUUUUAUCUUGCUGCAGCAGUUUCUGAUUUUUACAUUCCAGACAGUGAAGUGGCUGAACACAAAAUUCAAUCAGUAGAUGGUGUGCUGCAAUUAACAAUGUACCCAACACCAAAGAUGCUAUCCCCAUUGGUUAAGCAGUGGGCGAAGGCUGCUUUUGUUGUGUCUUUCAAGCUGGAAACGGAUGUGAACAUUUUAUCAAGAAAGGCAAGAGAAGCUCUGGAAAAAUAUAACCAUCAGGUUGUGAUAGCAAAUAUUUUGCAAACGAGGCGGAAGACUGUCGUAAUAAUCACACCAUAUGAUGAGUAUGCCAUUUGGAUGGCUGAAAAUGAGCUUGAGACUGGCAAGGAAAUAGAAGAGAAAAUCGUUGAAGAGCUAUCGAGGAGACACUUGCAGUUUAUAGCUGACAAUCCAGUGGCUGCUUCAAACAGCGAUGAUCCAAGCACGCCGAAUCAUCAAGUGCCAGUAAACACUCUGCCAGCAUCUUUACAAUUUCAGAAUCAAGGAUCUGAUAAUGCGGCUGAAAGCCAGAAUAUCCAAGCAGGAGGGAACAACCAAGUAAUGAACAACGGUGUUGUUGGAAGCCAGAUCGUGAGUCAGUCAAAGAGCCUUUAUUUUCAAAUGAAGUUUAACCCCGAUGGAACAACAGUGACUCAGGCGAUUCCGAACCCACCACAUAAUCUUCGUCGAUCCUUCUCAAGCAAAGACGAUCACGGACUGUCCGACGAAAUGCUGGAUUUUAUCAAAUACUUCAAAACCAAAAGGAUGUCAUUAGGGUAUACCCAGGAAGAUAUUGGAAGGGAACUUUCAGAGAUGAAUGGUCCAACAUACAGCCAAUCCUUUAUCUCCAGGUUUGAAGGCAAGCAGCUAGGGAUGAAAGCUGCGGAACGAAUGAGGCCUAUUUUGGAACUAUUUCUGCAACAGAAGGAGGCUGAAGGAUCUAAAAAUAUGAAAUUCGGAAAGAAAAGACGCAGGCGAACUUGCUUCAGUCAAGAGGCGCAGGAAAUUUUGAACAACCACUUUAGCAAGAAUCCAAAACCAUCUCCAGAGGAAAUUCAGCUGAUAGCUAACGAACUGGGAUUUGAACUGAACACGGUCAAAGUUUGGUUUUGCAACCGUAAACAAAGCCUUAAAAGGCAGGGCCAGCCAGUACCUGAUAAUUCACUUCGAGGCGAAUUAGAAGCGAGGCGAAAGCAAAGCCAAACAAACGAGGCUUCUGAAAACCAAUUUCAAAAUACGUUGAGUGUUCCUUCUAGCCAAGUAAAACAUAUGUUAUCACCUUCACCACCAUCUGGUGGUGUCACGAAUUUGCCAUUUAUAUUGAGCCAAGACGGCAUGGCAAUUGUAUCUUCGCCAAACUCCUUACAAGGGGCGCACAUCAUUCCCCAGUUUAUAGCUUCAAGUACUUCGCAGCAGUUAGUUCUUUCGCAGGUUCCCUUUGUACAGACAGUUUCUGCUAUGAACCAAGCGAUAUCCGGUGUUGUCACAGUCCCUGCUGUCCAGCCAGUACAGGUACUGGGAACGAGACAGGUUUUGUAUCACCAGGGAACACCCGUUAGCGCCGUGGCGAUAAACGAAGAUCCUCAUCGUGUAGCGCCUUCAACCGCCACCUCUCCACGCAAGACGGAUGCACUUCUAGCCGGACAGUUUUCAAAUACGGACACACGACCGCCGAGUGAACUGACUGUUGUUAGUCCAUCGAUGAUAUCACGAUCAAUGUCAAACGAAAUAGGAAGCACAGUAACGGACCAACCAAUCAGCGAUGAAUUACAUCCUCAGUCACGUGACCAAAUUCGCUCGCCUCCACCCGUCGUUAUUAUGGGUGACAGUAUGGACGAAUCAAGAGACUUGACGCAGAUUAAAUCUGCAGAGACGGACGUUAGCAUUACAAAGAAACUAAGGACCUUGUCGCAUAGCUGAAAGCUUGUUGUAUUUUGUCCAAUUUUGUUUCAUUUCACCCACAUUUUUGUUCUUCUUUUUGCUUUUGUACAGUCGCAAUAAUUUCCCCAAAGGGUAGCUUUUCACUUCCUUUGUCUGAUUUUAGUUUCCCUUGCUAUGACAUAUUAUGUUAAUUUAUGUCAUAUGUAUGUCCAUAUAUGGCGCCUUUUACAUCUCGAUGUCUUCUCACACUGCAAAACCUGUUGUUUGCAGUCAACGGUUUACUGACGGGACAUAGUGCCUAAAAUAUUCCAUUAUAUUGGAGUUCUAGACGUUAUAUGCCUGCAAUAGAUUUUAUCUACUAUUUCCUAAAGGCAUCACUUACUUCGUUUGAUUUUUCACAUACCAUUUAGUAUCCCUCGUAAAUUUCAACCCUAAUCUCAUUCAUUGAUCAAUUGAUCUCAUUGAUCAACUCUCAUCUUUAGCAGAACUUAAGGGUUCCAUUCAUGUUUAUGAAAUUAGUUAGCCCUUCCUAAACAUCUUGAAUGAAAUUUUCAUUCCAUACUAAAACUUUUCUCAAUUUUUCAAUUUAUUUUUUCUUCAUCUGUCUUUUUUUUACAUGUUCACUUUAUGGUCGUUUAGCUGUAAACCUUGUAAAGUUAUAUUUUUAGAUAAUUUUUCCUCGUCGUUUUUCUCUAAAUGUGUUUUGAACUGUUUUUGUAGUUUCAGAUUAUACAAUAUUAUGGUUUUAAAAAUCCGACUUUUAUCCUUAUCAGCUUCCAUUUCUUACGUUCAACUUUUUGUAUGUACCGGUUUUGAAUUAUUUUGCUUUUUAAAUCGAUGGGAAAUUGAGAAGAUACUAAAAGCAAAAUAUUUUUCCAUUCUUAAAGACCUUGUCCAGUCAUUUUCAUUGAAAACUGAAUGGUUGGUUUCGUUAAAGUGCUGUCAGACUUUGUGUCCAGGACUCUUCGCCUUGCAAAAACUAUCAACAUUCAAGCAAGCAGAGGGCCAAGCCAUUUGUCUAUUUUAAAGCCAUAUCCCAUAAGAGAUGGAGAACUUCUUCCCUUGGGAAUGGUUUCUACGCUGUUUUUACAUUCAAGCCGGAGUUUGUUUUGUGCUCUCCAAUCCAAGUGAUGCACAGGCGUAAAGGCCUAUUACUUUCGCAAUACUAUCGCUUCAGCAGGGCAAAAAUGAAAACGAUGAAGAUUUGCUAGUAUAAUAAAGAGAGAAAAAUAGAGUUGAGAACAAAAUGUAAAGAAGGUUGAAUCCAAGGAAAAGAGUAAGUAAACGUGCGUUAAGCUCUGUUUUUUUGCAAAAUUUCGCUCAAUUUUGUAUCUACAUUUUUUACACGUGCUCUAAGCCUAAAUUAUUAUAAGCAAUACCUAAAUUGUAUUUCGUUUACUGUGAAUUACGUAGGUCAUAUUGAUCACCUAAACAGAAUCUCGUUGAAAUAGAUAACCUUUUGAGAAUGUUUUCUCAGUGUUUGUUUGGCACCAAACAAAAAGCAAACCAGAAGACAGAGAGAUGUCAAGGCUCCUUGACUGGACUCUCAUUUGCCAAACAUGAAGGAGCCUGAGCUACUUAUUGUUUCACAAAUUGCUCAAAAUCUGUAGUUUUGCAGUCUGUUUAUUCAUAUUUCUGGGUCCCUUGAAAAGUGCGGUUAGGCCAUUAGGUGAAUAAUUUGCUCUAUUAUAUGCUUUGUUAAGAUGUUAAAAGUUAUUAAACAUGGGCAGAGUGUGGAGGGCGGAGUCUUUUUCUCCAAAACGAGAAAUACCAUGUACUUUACUCCCUAGUGGAUCCCAUUAAAGCCUGAAUGGCUAAGAGGCUUCUUGACUGCCUCCAUACCACAGAUUUUUUCUUUCUUCUGCCUAAACAUGGCCUAAAUAGAUCCCUUUUCCCCUUCCUUCUUUAUCGUAAAGAAUUUGAAUUAUUAAUCAAAGAUAGGAUCGUAUUCUGACCUGCAGGGUAUAGGAACAGCCUACUUUGGGUGUUUACGGGUAAUAACCUGGAAUCAGGUCGAACGGAGGCGGACAGCCUGAAAAUCCACCGCAUCGGUUGUUUGCGAUAUCCUUUAAUGCCACCGACGACGUGAACGUGGUUGAGCUUAAGCGAAAGUGGUUUGGCCUAGAUUAAAAUAUAUCUUUCAAGAUAAGAUAUGCCAUUUUUAUCGCAAUGUAAAGCCAACGCUCAACACAAACUAGUUUGCUGAAUCCGCGUAAAAGCAAACAUUCAAAUUGGGAUAUCACAUGUGACAUGUUGCUCUUGUCAUAUUCUUGAGAGAAAAGGACAGCUAAAGCGUCUAUUUGAACUCUUUCCAGGGUUUGAUUGGCUAGAUUCUGUCGAGUCAUUCAUUUCAUUGGCUGCCCUCCCCGAUUGCUAUCAUACUGGAAAAUGCCGAAAAAAGUGCUUAUAUUUUAAGCAUUCUAAAAGAAAGGCUUAACAUAAACCCACAGACAAUAAGUGUGAUUAUUCAAGAAUUUCUUGUGAUGAAGAAUCUAAUUCUUUAGGAUUCUCACAGGA
This is a messenger RNA of Rhopilema esculentum, 7044 nucleotides long. The record is from RefSeq and is a predicted model, not a curated record. Lineage: Eukaryota; Metazoa; Cnidaria; Scyphozoa; Rhizostomeae; Rhizostomatidae.